AUGGAUAUUUACGAAGACUGGGCAGCUAUCAGAAGGGUAAGCAUGAGAAUCAGAAUAGACUUUUCACAAAAUUGUCAUUUACCAAGAAUACAUUUUUAAAAUUUUAGGCUAAAGGAGCUUUAUCAAGAAGGAAAUCUGAAAGUAAGAGAUAACAUUUCAUGUUUUUAUAUUGCUAUUGUUUAUUAUAUUUCCUAUUAAAUCAUCUCACAAUAAAUUACUAUCUUGUUGUUGUUUGCAGGUCACAGUGGAAGUCAAGGAGGUAUAACAUUCACUACAUUGACACUUAACUAACUUGUUAAACUUAGAUAAUUAGCUAGUUGUAAUACUAAUUAUACAACAACUGAUACGAAUUGCCAAGUAAGCAACAUAAUUUCACAUUGAUUAUGUCGUAGAAAUAAUUUAUUUAAAAAAUGACAUUAUGUUAUAGGAAAUAUUUUUGGAGACAGUAAAUGUCCUUUUAGUGCAAAAUAUGAAGAUGGAAAACUGUUUUAUGAAGGAGAGUGGUGCGUACCGUUUCACAUAUUAUGUCUCAUUAUUUUGCCAGAAUGAGGUGGAUAUUCAGUUUGAUCAAAUUGUUUUUAGGUUUGUAAAAGGAAAUCAUGUCAAGGUUGAAAGUAAAGGAGGAGCACCAGUGGAGUACGUCACCUAUACUUUCUCUUGCUUUAUGCUUUCUACAUAAUUCUUUGAGAUGAAAAAGUGCAUUUGUCUAAUAAUACAUUGUUUCUCUUACUAUUUCUUUUCUAGUGCUACAAUCACUGGCAUUGACACUGGGGAGGUAAGAAAACCAAUAGUUUUGAAGCAGUUAAUAUCAUUAACAUAUACAGUCAAAUCUCUGAUUAAGGGACAUUCUAUCUAGACAACUCUAAUUAACAGACAAUGCUAGAUUUCUUUAAUAUCUGAAACAUCUCUUGUCAAUGUUCAUUAAUCAGAGAUCUCACUGUACUUUGUUAAUUCACAAAUGUGAAGAUUUCUAAAGCAAGAUUCGUAUCCUUUCUAGGUGUGGAUCAAGAAGCCCCAUGGGGACAGAUUCAAACUUUACAUAGCACAAUUACAGAAAGGAAAAUUCAAACUUAGAAAAAUAAAAUAGUUACACUGUAUGAUAUUACUCUAAGGAAUUGUGUAAAUUAUUGUAUUAUAUUAGUAAACUAGUGUAACUUGUGUAGGGUUUUGUAAUAGAUUACUUUCUUGCAAAUUGGAACAGUAAUGUGUUGUUUGUACUAAACAUAUACAAUUCUCCCAAAUAUAUUUAUUUAUUUGCAAUUUUGUUUUAUUGGUGGUUAUGUCUAAAUAUUAACCGAUUAACCCAUCAAGUAGCAGCACUCUCCCCUUGACGAGAAAAAUUGUUUGGUGUUAGACAGAGUAAAGGUGUUUGGUGUUGGACAGAGUAGGACUCAUCAGGGUGCAUUGCCACUUAAAUUACCACUUAAAGGGUUAACUAAUAUCCAAGCUGCCUUGACAAGGUUGCAUUCAGGCACAUUGCAGCUUAGGCGAGACUUUUUUUAUUCAGUGGUUUACGGAUCCGCCGACCGUAAAUAUUCAGAAAGUGAAAAAUAGAAAAAAUAAAUUUGGAUGUCAAAAAUUUUACAAUUUUAGUUUAAAUUAAUUUGGGGUUUUGACAUGAAGUAAACUUUGACUCUAAGUACUGCUGGCUCAUGUUAUCAUUGUGACAAUCAAUAUGGAGAUUAGCCACGUUUUUCGAAGUUAAUUUAACGUUAAAAAAUUUUAUAAAGAUUAUUAAAUUUGGUUCUCAUUUAUACUCGGUGUUUUUUUUAAAAAUUUUUCUGACCUGUUAUUUUUAAAGUCAAAUCCGUAAACCAAUAAAUAAAAAAGUCUCGCCUUAAUAGGUUAAGAAGAGACCUAAGCAGAUUAGCUAGAGCUAUAAUUGGGCUGUGUAUAUACAUGUUCACAUACCGUAAAACAAUCACUUUCAAAAGAAAUGUCGGGCAGAACACAAAUAUAUGAAUUUGCACCCCCCUCCCCCCAAUUAUCGGUCCAGCUACGGCCCUGGUGAUAGAUGAUUUUACUGUUCAGAGAGCUUGUCACUAUCUGAUGUUACAUUUAUCCAGGUGUUACAAUGGGUAAAUGUUGUGUAGCAAAAAAAAAGUCCAGUCAAGGGCCCUGCAAUAAAAAUCUUUCCAUUAACUGGUUUCCACAUACACUUGAAUUUGUGCAAGUUUUUAUGUAGGUGUAGAACUGCAGUAAGAGAUUGAAUUGUUUCAAGAACUGACUCAAUGCGAAUAUUUUACAAAUUUUCUAGUUUGUUUUCAAGCCAUGUAUUUGUAAUUAUAUUGUAACAAAGUUUAUAAGCACAUAUAAACUUAUUAUAAACUAAAUAUCAAAGUUAAAUUAAUAUAAAAAGUUUAACUAAUUUUUUUAAUGUUUAUAGUAAAUCUAAGCUAUAAAAUAAAGAGAUUUCGUUCAAAGGAAAGCAUCACACCAUUCUUUUAAACAAUUAUAACAGUCUCCUCCUUGUUUCGAGUUUGCUCCGACUGUAGUUUUAAUCCAGUCUAAAAACAUUUCUUCAUCCUUGCGCAGCACCAAAAAUUGGCCCAGGACAACAUAAGCUUUAUCAAAACCAGCAUCCACCAACUUCUGACCUAGAACUUUACCUAUUCCAGCCAGCUCGCUCACUUCCUUUUCGCCCAUCGGCUCGCUUACGAAAUCUCGAUGCUUUUGUGAAGUUGAAGACAUCUUGCAAACUAAAUUUUACCCCCUGUGAAAGGUGAAUUUUACAGCGUCUAAAGUCGAAAUAUUUUAAGUUGUACAUAGCCGAUUGGUGUACAAAUGAAACAAAGUGGUACUGUAUUACACGAAAACAAGUUUAGCUUACCCAAAGUAGAUGGAAAACCUUCAAAUUCUUGAGCAAAAUUACCAAAAUAUACUUUCGCUUCGAUUUCAAUCUCGUUCGAUUUGGGCAAAGCUUCGCGCGAAAUAUUUUUAAAUAGACUGAGAACAAGGGAAAGGGUGUCCGCCUUACUUUCGCCUAAUUUGCAUUUCGAAUAAUUAUAAACAGAAAUAAGUCAAUAUUCACGUUUCUAAAACGAAACGUGACGGAAUUUAAGUCGAAAGCAAGACCACGAGUUUCCUUUCUCAUUCUCUUCAUUGCUCCAUCAAAAUAUAUUUGAUAAAUUUUAAAAAAUUUCCACCAUUUUCCGGGCAUGCAGGCAGCUUGGCGGGAAAAUUUUCAUAACAAAAAACCAAAUUAGUGAAUCAAAACAUUCAACGAGCAACAACUAAAUUUCAUUUAAUUUUAGCAAAUUUUCCCCAGUUAUUUUAAGUUUUACAAUGAGUACGACUGCUGGAAAGCGUGGUAAAAGAAAGGCCCCGGCAAAUGAGGGGAAAACUACAAAGGUCGCGGUUAAAAAACCUCGAAAACCGAAAGGAAUGCCAGAUUUCAAACCUGGCGAAACUUUGGUUGAUUUGGUGAAGAAGCAAUGGCGUUUAGGAGAUCUUAUUGGUUGGGGAGGCUUUGGUGCCUUGUAUUAUGGUGAGGGUUUUGUACGUAAUAUAAAAAUAUAUAUUUAGUAUGGGGUUGUACUGGUUAGGAGUUUAUCAUUUUAAAAGGGGGGGACCCAACCCAACCCAUGGGGAUUUAACACACCUAUCAUGCUUAAAUUACGUUUAAAUUUCUCUGUUAUGUAGCGUCUUCUGAUACAGACAAGGCUGUCAAUGACAAAGCAACCUAUGUUGCCAAAGUUGUAAGUUGGACUAAAUGUAUCAUGCAGCCAACUUGGUGGCAAAAACGGCAGAAUUUAUACACUUGGCAGAAGUUACACAAUGUGUGUGGAGUUAGAAUUUCAGAGAGUUCAGAGAUUUUAUUUCCUGCACAAUUAUCCCUCAUGAUCCUCUGUUACCCCCAUCUUUCUCUGUCAAGUACUGCAUGAUUCCACCUUUUUUUCACAUGUUCGCAGCCACCAAGAUGUCUGCGGACGAGGCAAUAAAUAUGUAUCUGCAGACAAGUUGUAUCGUCCUGACAGAAGGUCUUUGCUCGAUAUGUUGAAGUGUUGCUUUUCAGAUAGUUGAGACAGACGGCAGCUUUAUAGUGUAGAAUACCACAUGGUUCUAACAGUCUAAUAAUUACAUGUUCUUUAUGUCAAGGAACCACACUCAAAUGGACCACUUUUUGGAGAACUUGCUUUCUAUCAGCGAGUUGCCAAGGAAGAAACAAGUACAGCAAUAUAUCCUUAUUCCUUUUAUCAUUCACUUUUGCCAAAAUGUGGUCAAAAUAUCAGGACCCCCCCCCCCCCUGAUGUUAAUGACUUUCCAAUGCCCCAUCUUAAUGUUUUCUCAUUGCAGUUAACAAGUGGGUAUCUUCUCACAAGCUGAAGUUCCUGGGUGUGCCUGCAUAUAUUGGUUCAGGCGGGCAUGAGAAUGGUGGCUCAAAAUAUAGAUUCAUGAUUAUGGAAAGAUUUGCUGAUGAUGUUGACCAAAUCUUCGCUAAAUGUGGCAAACGUUUCCAUAUCCAGACUGUCUUAACUUUGGGGAUUCGUAUUGUAAGUUUGAGAUGUACAUGGUUACGUACUGUAAUCCAAUUUUGCAAUAUGUAAUUUUGAAGUACAGUUAUAGUUCAUUGCCUUAAUUACUACAGAUUCUUACAAUCAUUCUAAUGAUUCAUACUUUUUAUACAGAUUGACAUCUUAGAGUAUAUUCAUGCACAAGGCUAUGUCCAUGCAGAUAUCAAAGGCUCUAACUUAAUGAUGGGUUAUAAAACUAACAGGAAAGAUAAGGUAUGCACAGCAGACUAUACAUGGUAACUCUGGUAACUGCCAGCUGAUCCCCUUAUUCUGAUAUGACACCUUUACACUCUCUUACAAUGGGUUGUUCCACAAAAGAUCCACACUCCCCAAGGAGGAAAUUUCGUUGAGAAAAAUUGUUUCUAAUAAUUAGGACAUCUGAAGGGGGGGGAGGGGGGAGGAGGGUUAACUUCCAAUUUCCUCUGUGGGGGAGGUAUGGAUGUUUUCUGGAAUGACCCAAUACAUUCUCUCGCAGGUGUUCCUGGUGGACUAUGGUCUUGCAUAUCGUUUCAAUGCAGACGGCACUCAUAAAGAAUACAAAGAGGACCCAAAGAGACGACAUGAUGGAACUAUUGAAUUCACAAGUUGUGAUGCACAUAAGGGAGUGGCCCCGUCACGUAGAACAGAUCUCGAGAUUCUAGGUUACGUCAUGUUACAGUGGUUAUGUAGCAAACUGCCUUGGGAAGACAACUUGGCUGAUAAAGAUUAUGUCAUGAAUUCAAAAAUAAGGUAAACAUAUAAUAACAGAUAUUAAACAUAUAAUAAUUUCUGUAGAGUUGGUAUCUUAAUCCAUUCAGAUCAGGUUAGUAGAUCAGUCAAUCAGUUGGUGACAGUCAGAUAAUCAGUGGCUUCGCCAGUGAGUCAUUUGAAUAUUUUGUUGUUUCAAUAGGUUGAUGGAAAACAUACCACAGUCACUGAAGAAAUGUUUAAAAGAUCAGCGUGCUGGUAAUUAAUAACUCAUAACAUUCAUUGACAAUGUUAGUUGAAACUGAUAUUCAUCAUGUAACAUAUUGAUCAUGUGGUUUGAUUUCAGAUGAGUUGGAACAAUAUUUCAAAUACAUUGCAACACUGAAGUAUGUUGAAAUACCUGAUUACAACAAGUUAAGAAAGAUAUUUCAAGAUGGACUUCGCAAAAGAAAAUUCACAGAUGAUGGUCAAACAGUGAAGUUUAAAACUGCUGAUGGUGCAAGUUCCUCCAAUGAUGAUGCAAUGGAAGAUUGUCUAAAUGAUUCGGUAAAUGGAAAAUCUUUUCACAUUAUUUUUGAUGCUGCAUUUCCCAUAUCUCUGGAAAGAUGCUGUGAUAGAUCUAAUAAACUACACUGUCUACGCACAAGGAAGAUGGAAGUUAAAAUUACACAUAAUAUGCUCUAUUUGUACUUGUACAUUCCGUUUUUUUUCUAAAAAAAUACUUGUAGUGAUUUAAAGUAAACUAAACCUUCAUGUUUUUAUAAACCUUCAAAAAAUUGAAAGUAAAGCUCAAAGUUUAUAGGAAGCCAAAAUCUUUUCCACUACAACUGCGUAUAUGUACCUCAUGUGUAUGUGGUCUGCAAAACACCCAAAUUGCCAAAAUCUUCACCAGUUUCUGAAUGGCUUUUACUAUAAACAAGUUGACAUUGUCACAAGUUUAUAGUGUUUUGUCUGACGCGUCACGCAACACUAGAACACUUAUACAUCAAAGGUAGAGUAUGAUUUAGAUAUGUGAGAAUAUUUUCAUUUAUUUUAGGAAGAAAGUGAAGACAAGGCCUCUCCAUUGAAACCAUCAAGAAGAAACCCAGUGAGUCGAAAACCUGAAUCCCAGUGUUCAACGAAAGAACCAGCCAGUCCUGCUAAACCUUCAACAUCAAAUAAGAGAGCAGCAAGUCCCGUGAAACAAUCAACCUCCAACAAGAGAGCUGCUGUCAGCCCCAGAAAACCUGCCAAGCCACGUGGUGGGACAUCGAAAUCCAAGGCAGUGCAACAAUUGGCGGAAGAAACAGAUUCCCAGGAGUCGUCUUCUGACAAACGUGUUGCCAAAGGAAGAGCAAGGAAGACUGUACAGGAGAAAUCUGAGAACGAUGAAAGGCCGGCAAGAAGAGCGCGUGGUCGACCAAAGAAAACAGCGGUACCUGUCUUUGUAGAUAGAGGAACAUCACCAUAA
Messenger RNA from Paramuricea clavata, 6651 nucleotides. Lineage: Eukaryota; Metazoa; Cnidaria; Anthozoa; Malacalcyonacea; Plexauridae. The record is from the annotation of a GenBank genome assembly.